Carassius auratus (goldfish) is the source of this 1230-nucleotide messenger RNA. RefSeq lists its product as uncharacterized. Bases 144 to 932 code for a protein of 262 amino acids. The record is from RefSeq and is a predicted model, not a curated record. Lineage: Eukaryota; Metazoa; Chordata; Actinopteri; Cypriniformes; Cyprinidae. The transcript has a single exon.
CAGUUUUAUUAAUAGUUAAACAUCCCAUCAAAUAAGAAAAUAAUUAAUUACAGGCUUUUCAUUUCAACAGUCUUAGUUAUGCAUUUGGAUUUUGAAUUUUUUACUGUUUGUUUGAUGCUAAAAUAUAUGCAUUUACAUUACAUAUGCACUUUUGCUUGAGUAAAAUCAACACGGUUCUUCACUUUUUCAGCAUAAUUGUAAUGGACACUGUGAGAACCCUGUAUAAGUUGUCUGAUCUGAGACAGACCAGGUUUGGUCAACCACCUCCCAGACACGGUCUGAGCUUGUUGUGGUGGUUUGCUCAUGAUUGUGUUCAGAUUGAUUUCAAUGGUCGUAUGAUUGCAGAGUGCAACCCUAAAAAUGGAGCUUUUGGUUUCCACCGAUUCCAUAAUAGGGAUGGACUGCUUCCUUACAGUGACCUACUGUACUAUGAGGUGGGCAACCUCAACUACACUGACUCACUGCCUGAUUAUGUCACUGAGAAUUACACUGGAUAUUCAGACAGCAGCAAUAAAGACCGCAUCAUUGUUUCCUUUGACCCAAGGCGGAGAAGAUUUGAGAAUAUUUAUGUGACACAGCACUCAGAUCAGGUGCACUUUGACCAGAAUCACACCUACUGUAUUAGCACUGAACUCAUCAAGGACAUUCAAGACUUGAGCCGUGAAGACUUCCUCAGAGAACCCUUGAAUCAUUCUGAACAUAUAUCCAUAGACAUAUAUCAGUCAGAGCAGGGAGAAACCUGUCAGAAUAUUAGCAAUGAACUCAUCGAGGACAAUCAAGACUCGGAUCAUUCCGUAGACAUGCCUCAGUCAGAGCAACACAACCAGACACACUGCAGUCAGAGAAAGAAAUGCUGCUGUGUGCUGCUGUGCUGCUGUGUGCUGGUUCUGCUGCUCAUUAUUGCUACUGCUGUCUAUUUAUUGUUAUUCUAGAUGAUUUGAAAUGGCAUGUUGCAGUUUGUUCCCUUUGAGUCAGUUGUUUAUUGUGAUGAAAUUGAACACGUUUAUUAUUAUGUUGAGCAUUGUAAAUGUAUGACAACAUUCUUUUUAGAUUUAGAAGGAACAAAUCUAAUAUAUAUAAUACAUUUCUUCAUUUCUUUAUUCAUAUUUGUUUUUGCUUAUUCUUUGAAAUAUACAGAGACUGUAUUAGAACUAAAACUCCAAAACCAUUAACUUGUGUGUUUGUGCAAUUUUUAUUUUAUUUUAUUUAAAAAUGUGAACUUGUCUAUUA